AUGGGGUCGGUACAUUUGGCGAAAGCCUUGGCGCAAUGGGUAAUCGCCGCGGGGAAUCUCGAUCAGGACAAGUAUGAGGAAAUGGUGUGGAACAAGACCAAGGAUGUAAUGAAGGACUUUGUGGACUACAUGGAGAGCGACGAUAUAAUACCGUAUGCAGCGAACUGUGAUAACAAAGGAUGGGAGCACUACGCGCAUGAGAAUGGUGCAAAAUUAGUAACACAGAAAGUCGGAGAUAGAAUUGUAUGCGUACUUAUGGUAGGGGCAUUGUAUUUCAUGAAUGGGUGGCAUCGUGCAGAACAAGUGAGAACAAAGGAGGAAGCCAUUACCGAAAACAUAAGGGAGCACUUACGAUGCAUCAUAGUACACAUGUUUAGCGAAGUAUUAAACGAAUCCGUGUGCAAAAGUACGUGGGGUACAUAUUACGCAUGGCACACCGUGAAAGAGAUGGAGCAUGGGACAGGCGGUGUUUCGGGAGGUUUAAUACAGCAGCGGAAAUGUGGUAGAGAUUUAGUUGCGCAUGGGAACAUAGGGGGACUUAGGUUAAAUGCAGCAGUCAAAGAAUGGUUACAGGCGAAUAGCACACUACAACAACGACUUCAAAACGUGAAGGGAACUAACACGUGUCAGACCAAAUGGCAGAAGGGAUGGAAAAUAGCGGAUUUCUUGAACAAUGAGAAUAUGGAGCAUAAGGACACCUUAGGCAUUACUGAGAUAGUGAAAGGAUUGAAGGAAGGCAUGACCGACAUAUUUAGGGAAAUCCGGAAACAGGUAGAGCAAGACGUAAAAAAAAGGCAACACGCAAAGAACAGGAAGUCCGCGACGGAUGGCAAAAACGGACAGGCCGCCAGCGAGGCGGCAACACCAUCAAAGGACACGUCAGCAGACAAGGCCAAAAAAGACCAGGAUCAAGGAAGCACCACAUCAUCAGACACAGCAUCCGGAACACCCGGGCAAGAAUCAGUAGGAACCACAGAUACCACACCCGCAGGAGUAGCAUCAGUGGGGAGGAAUGAUCCCACAACAUCAGCAACAACGUCAUCAACUUCAGCACCAACAACGUCAACAAGGUCCGUCCCAACAACAUCGACAACAACCCAGACAACAUCAUCUACAUCGCCUGAAUCUAAAGGUAAGGGGACUACGUGUACGGCAAGUACCACAAGUGCUAGUACACAUGGUGCAGCCAUUACUCUGAACUUUGGGUGUACCUCAGACCAGGAGUUAGGAGUUCCACCCAGUACACUCCUGCGUCCCACUGAUGCAGCGCCAGGAACUGAAGCAGGGGCCACCAACAACACCAAGGAUCACACAACACCAGCAGCAGCACCAGCAGCGGAACCAGCACAGGGCGCGGGACCGGAGCCACCGGGACCUCCACGUGAACCUUCUGCUGGAACCAAAGACAAAAGUACGGCGCAGCCAUCCGGUGCUGACAGCAACAUUCAGAUGCCGGUUGUCGCUAAGCCAGGUCCUACAGGACCCGAAGGUCGUGGAGGUGGCACCCCCACAAACUCUGAUGAUGCCGUAUUCGGCCCAUGGUCCAAAUCAAACAAUAGUAUCUAUCUAUGGACAAUAGAGACAGCGCCCUCCGACAGCGGCGGAAGCAGUGGACGAAGUGCUUCACCGGAUGGACAUCCACAAGGAGGUGCACAAGAUGGAAAACCAGGCAGUCCCUCUAAUCAUUACUACGGUGUACCCUGUACUACGAAGGAUGGCAACCCUGAUUGUGAUCUCAAAUUAGCAGUACCAUUUGAACCUACCACAAACCUCUCGGAUGGACACUUUGGACCCGGUGCCACACCCGCUAUACGGGACUUACACCACGACGGAGUCGGCAAGGAGGACGUGCCCCUCGAUAUUCCUGACCUAACCGACACCGUCCUUACCGCCACUACUCCCGUACUCUUCUUCCUGUCCGCCGUCAUCGUCGCCGUUCUGGGUUAUUCCCUUUGGAAGUACUUUGCGCACGUCGCCAAACGACGACGAACAUAUCGAACCGUUCGUGACGUGCCGUCACCGCCACUAGACGAAGACAUAUGGCAACAUCUACAACGCGACGAGCCACCACCCGCUUACGGGUACACGAUGAUUGUCGUGCAGGAGUUUGCGCGUGACUUGGAGCGGGACCCGAUUAUGUGCAGUAGAAUCUUGGAUGUUCCGACCUCGCACGCCGCUUUAGCAACCCAUGAUUCGACAACCCUGCAUCCACCCACUGACUGCGCCGGCACAGAUCCAUGUCCACCUAACGAAGAUGACCCCGAUCCAUGGAAUUGUAUGGAAACCACACAGUUAGCAACGGACCCUUCUGCAUCUAACGCCGAUGACCCAGAUCCAUGGAGUUGUAUGGAAUCCAUACAGUUAGAUGCAGAACAGCGUCGUGCUCAUUCCAACCCCGAGCACGCGCCGUCGUACUGCACCCACUGGAUUAACUGGAUUGAAGAACACAAACAUAUUUUGCGCGAGUGCACGACGCAGCCGUGGUUUUUGCAGCUAACGUUGGAAUGGAAACAAUUCCUGCGUGAGCACAUGGUGGCAAACGAAGCAUCCGCUGCGCACAGGAAAGCUGCAUCCAUGGAAACGCAGAAAUUGCAUGCAUGGAAAGACUGGGUAGCGCAACAACAUCGGCAAAUGAGUAUGUAUGGCCAGGAGGCGUGGUUUCCACGUUUGUUGCAUACUGUACAGGAGGAGAAAGUGUCGGACAACGGCGCCGUACCACGAGUAGAAAAACACUUAGAAGUGGAAAAUGUAAUGGCCGCAGAAGAUGUUCUAAGAGUGCGACAUGCACAACCGUCGCAACUGCAUAAGCACACUUACAUGAAAAAACCGUUAACCGCUAAAAUAUGGAUACUGAUCUUGGCAUUAAUCAUUGAGGAGUGCGAGCUUGAAAGCCGUUUGCAGGAGAAGGAGUUAUAUGUGGAUAAUUUAUUAGAACACCUUUGA
This is a messenger RNA of Plasmodium fragile, 2943 nucleotides long. RefSeq lists its product as uncharacterized. The record is from RefSeq and is a predicted model, not a curated record. Lineage: Eukaryota; Apicomplexa; Aconoidasida; Haemosporida; Plasmodiidae. Bases 1 to 2943 code for a protein of 980 amino acids. The transcript has 7 exons.